AUGGACUCUGAACAGCCCCCGCAUUCUGUCUUCGACACCAUCCUCGUGCUGGAUUUUGGCAGCCAGUACACCCAGCGGCUGGCCGACCUCACCUGGAAGCCCAAGGCAUCGACGUCCCGUCCUGCCGCAACCAGACCCCGCUCACCGCUUCGUCCCUCAGCAUUCUUCGACCUCGGAGUCCCAAUCCUGGGUAUCUGCUACGGCAUCCAGGAGAUUGCUUACCGCCUUGACAAAGCCAACGUCACUGCCGGAACUGCCAGAGAAUACGGCCAUGCUGACCUCACCGGUAAGAGGCUCGACGAUCAAGGCCACGUCGACCGCCUGUUCUCCGGCAUCAAAGACAAUACAAAGGUGUGGAUGAGUCACGGCGACAAGCUCGUGAAGCUCCCCGAAGGCUUCCACACCAUUGCGACCACUGCAAACUCCGAGUAUGCUGCGAUCGCUCACCAAACCAAACCCAUCUAUGGAAUCCAAUUCCACCCCGAGGUCACUCAUACCCCGGAUGGUACCCAUCUCAUCAGAAAUUUUGCGGUUGACAUCUGCGGUGCUGGCCAGAAUUGGACCAUGGCCAAAUUUGUUGACCAAGAAAUCACACGUAUCCGCAAGCUAGUCGGAGAGACAGAUCAUGUCCUCGGUGCUGUCAGUGGCGGCGUCGACUCAACGGUUGCUUCAAAGUUGAUGAAGGAGGCAAUUGGGGACCGCUUUCAUGCUGUUCUUGUUGAUAACGGAUGCAUGCGUCUCAACGAAUGCCAACAGGUUCAUGAUACCUUGGGCAAGCAUUUAGGGAUCAACUUGACCGUGAUUGAUGCAUCCAAACAGUUCCUGGAUGGUCUUAAGGGAGUCACGGAUCCGGAAAAGAAGCGAAAAUUCAUUGGCGGAAAGUUCAUUGAUGUUUUUGAAGAAGAGGCCCUCAGGAUCGAAGCCAAGGUUGAGCACACUGGCGCGAAAGUCAAGUGGUUUCUCCAGGGCACUCUGUACCCCGAUGUGAUUGAGAGCCUUUCUUUCAAGGGUCCCAGUGCGACCAUUAAAACACACCACAAUGUCGGAGCGCUUCCUAAGAGAAUGCAAGAAGGAGCUGGUUUGAAACUGAUUGAGCCCCUUCGGGAGCUCUUCAAGGACGAAGUUCGUCAAUUGGGCAGAGAGCUUGGGAUCCAUAACGAUCUGGUUAUGAGACACCCUUUCCCGGGCCCUGGCAUCGCCAUCCGAGUCCUGGGUGAAGUUACUCCAGAGCGCGUCGAGAUUGCAAGACAGGCUGAUCAUAUUUUCAUCUCUAUGAUCCGUGAGGCUGGGCUCUAUGACAAAAUCGCCCAAGCUUAUGCGGCUUUGGAUCCAACCAGGGCAGUUGGUGUCAUGGGUGACAAACGAGUCCACGCCGAGAUGAUUAUCCUUAGGGCAGUUGAGACCACGGACUUCAUGACGUGUACUGCAUACCCUUUCUCCCACGAAUUUCUCUCGCGGGCGUCAACAAGGAUCAUUAAUGAAAUCCACGGUGUUUCCCGAGUCCUUUAUGACAUUUCCUCUAAAUCUGGGAUGGCGUUUCUAACGGCCUACCAGCCUCCAGCGACUAUUGAAAUGGAAUAA
Messenger RNA from Uncinocarpus reesii 1704, 1581 nucleotides. RefSeq names its product GMP synthase. The coding region runs from base 1 to 1581 and encodes 526 amino acids. The record is from RefSeq and is a predicted model, not a curated record. Gene Ontology annotation, molecular function: ATP binding; GMP synthase activity; GMP synthase (glutamine-hydrolyzing) activity. Gene Ontology annotation, cellular component: cytosol. Gene Ontology annotation, biological process: GMP biosynthetic process. The transcript has 11 exons. NCBI's taxonomy places the organism in Eukaryota, Fungi, Ascomycota, Eurotiomycetes, Onygenales, Onygenaceae.